AGAACUUUAGAUGUAAGAUUAAUUUAUAUCUGAUAAUAUUUCCGAAAUGAUUAUGGUAAUGAUUUAAUCUCUUAGGAAAAGGAGUCAGAGUUGAAAAUGGUGGACAAAUUCAUCUCUGAAAAUGGAGGCUUGAAGGAUAGAGUUGCUACAGCUACAGCAAAACAGCAGAACAGAGGAGUUGGAGUCAGGAUCCAAAGGUUCCUUCAAAAAUACAGUGAGGGACGAUACAAGAGAGUUUCACCAGAGUUACUGGCUGUUAAAGAGGAACUGAGAAAGCAGGAGACGGAUGUUACAGAGGUUCAAAAAUCUGUGUCAGAGGAGCAGAUUCAUCAAGUAAUGAAUGGAAAGGAAAGAGAAGUUAAGCCGGCACCAGAGGCUACCACACAGGUUGAUGAGCCGCUGCCCAUGGAUUCAGGCUCAGAGAAGGAGGAGCAGCAGUCAUUCAUCAGCCUGCUGGUUCAUGCACUGGUUAUACAGGCUGUUACUAAAUCAAAGAUGAGGUGCAAAUACACAAAGUUUCAAGAAAUCACCAAGAGGCUGUCUGAGAAACUCUGUGCUGAGGUGGAGGGAGGAGAAUUUAAGAAGAACCAAAGUAGCCUGAAUAAGCUCAGCGCUGACAUCUUGAGAGCCUCUUGUAAAAAGACUGGCUGCUCACACACAAACCUUCUUUCAAUACUGGGCCAUAAGGACUCAAAUGUAGAGGAGGCUGUACUUGCUGUUUGCAAAGAGAAAAUCCUGAAGACAGCCAAGGAACCCAUCCUGAAAAGGUUCUUCUCCUCUGUCGGCAAAGCCCUCUGCAAGCCCUUUAAAAAGGCCUGAGGGCAACCUGGAGUCAUCCGGUUAGAACACUACCUGCUAAAAUCUACACAGCAGGUUUCCAGCCAGAAGUCUGGAAAUAAUCAACACAGCUACAUUCACUGACCAAACAU
Molecule: messenger RNA, 929 nt
Organism: Fundulus heteroclitus (mummichog)
Lineage: Eukaryota; Metazoa; Chordata; Actinopteri; Cyprinodontiformes; Fundulidae
Exons: 2
Coding region: 97-819 (240 amino acids)
Source: RefSeq, a predicted model, not a curated record